CCUUCGGGCCUCUGCACCUUUCUCCUUCCCAGAGCCAGCUACAUUUUUGUCGAGGUUUACCAGUUGCUCAUUGUCAUAGCUAAUAUCAGGCCAGUGACAGUUUGUACUGUUUGACAGACCCGAACUUAUCCCUUUUUCGUUUUCUCCUCAUAAGCGUCAUCUUGUCAUUUCAUUAUUCUUUAUUUUUGCACUCCUCCCCUUUUUGCCAAGUAAGUUGACUAGCGUGUCUCCCUUGUUGCAUUCCAAUACGGUGAUAGUUUCAACAGAGUUUUAAGUUUAACACUCGCUUGUCGCCAUUUGGAAUUCUUCUUUUGUCAUUGGCUCAGCUCUCUACCCUACGUACAUACAUUCUUUUUAACUACGUCCGCAGUUCUUGACUGUCCGUAACAGACACAGAGAAUUGGUCUUGUAGCGCCGUGAUUGAUUCAUUCUUAGACGAUUGCUGCUACUUGUUGUGAUCCUAAUAAAGGUUUCAUUUUUUGGAUUAUUAAAAUUGUACACUGAGUGUCUGCGUGACUCUGUGUUCUAAUCCCUGUUUCCCUCCGUCCCGUCAAAAGUGUUCUUUUUUCUGCACGGUUUUGGUAUUGGUUUCGGUUUAUCGUUUUAGAUAUUCGGUCAUAUUUGUUCGCCCAAGUUUUCCCGCUCUAUACAUCACAGUCUAAAUGAAGUUGCAACGCGAUCUUGCUGCCGCUGCCCUGAAUGAGGCCGAAUGCGCCCAUCCAGAAAUGGAUGCUGAACUCAAUGGCAUGAAUGCUCCUGUCUACAACUACGAUGUCUCCAACAACGACUCGUGGGCUGGAGCUUUGCCUAAGGAGCAAGGUCUUUACAACCCUGAUUUCGAAAAAGAUGCUUGCGGUGUCGGUUUUGUUUGUCAAAUCCGCGGUCUCCGCUCUCACAAAAUUGUCACCGAUGCUCGUCUGUUGCUUUGCAACAUGACGCAUCGUGGUGCUACUGGUGCUGACACGCGUGAUGGCGAUGGUGCCGGUGUCAUGACUUCAAUGCCUCAUGAGUUUAUGGCAAAGGAGUUCAAGCAAUCCCUCAACGUCACUAUUCCCGCCUCUGGUCGCUAUGCUGUCGGUAACGUCUUCUUCUCUCCUGAAGAGGAUAUCCGUAAGGCAGCCAUCGAAGAGUUCACCAACAUCGCUGAAGAAGCUGGUUUGGCCAUUCUCGGUUGGCGUUCUGUCCCCUGUGACAACACCAUCCUGGGUCCUGCCGCUCUCUCUCGCGAGCCCGUAAUCCUGCAACCCUGUGUCAUUCACAAGGCUAUGCAUGACGGCGCUCAAGAGUUCGACUCGGCCGUCUUUGAUCGCCAGUUGUUCAUUCUUCGCAAGCGCUCUACCCACAGAAUUGGUAUGCAAAAGUGGUUCUACAUUUGCUCUUUGAACCGCGAGACCAUUGUCUACAAGGGUCAACUUGCUCCUGUCCAGGUCUACAACUACUUCUUGGAUCUUAACAAUGCCGAGUACAAUGCUCACUUCGCUCUUGUCCAUUCUCGUUUCUCUACCAACACUUUCCCUUCUUGGGACCGUGCCCAGCCUAUGCGUUUUGCUGCUCACAACGGUGAGAUUAACACCCUCCGUGGUAACAAGAACUGGAUGCGUGCCCGCGAGGGAAUUAUGAAGUCCGAGCUUUUCGGUGAUGAGCUCCAAUCUUUGUUGCCGACCAUCGAGAAGGGUGGUUCCGACUCCGCUGCUUUCGACAACGUUUUGGAGCUGCUUUGUCUCUCCGGUACGCUUUCUCUGCCCGAGGCUGUUAUGCUUCUGAUUCCUGAAGCCUGGCAGACCAACCCCAACAUCAGCGACGAAAAGUCUGCUUUCUACGAGUGGGCUGCUUGCCAAAUGGAGCCUUGGGAUGGCCCUGCUUUGUUCACUUUUGCUGAUGGUCGUUACUGUGGUGCUAACCUUGACCGUAAUGGUCUUCGUCCUUGCCGUUACUACCUCACAUCCAAUGACAUUAUGGUUUGUGCGUCAGAGGUUGGCACUAUUGGCAUUGACCCCGAGGUUGUUACCCAAAAGGGUCGUUUGUACCCUGGUCGCAUGCUUCUCGUUGAUACCAAGGAGGGUCGUGUGGUUGAUGACAAGGAGCUUAAGCACACUAUUUCCACUCGCUAUGAUUUCCGUAGUUGGUUGGAUUCCGAGCUUAUCAACAUGAACAGUCUUGUCGAUGCCCUUGAGGAUAGCAGCGAAGUUGAUAUCACUCCUGAGGUUGACAAUACUGGCUUGGCCGAAGAUAAGCGUUUGCUUGCUUUUGGUUACACCCUUGAGCAAGUGAAUAUGAUCAUUGGUCCUAUGGCCAGUGAAGGUAAGGAGACGCUUGGUUCCAUGGGUAAUGAUGCAGCCCUUGCAUGUCUUUCCGAGAAACCUCGUCUCGUGUAUGAUUAUUUCCGUCAAUUGUUCGCACAAGUUACCAACCCACCCAUUGACCCCAUUCGUGAGUCCGUUGUUAUGAGCUUGCAAUGCUACGUUGGUCCUAGUGGUAACUUGCUGGAGAUUGAGCAGAGCCAGUGCCGCCGUCUGUGCUUGCCCACUCCCAUUUUGACCUUGGAAGAAUUUAAUGCUAUUAAGAACAUCAACGUUGUCCAUCCCGACUGGAAUGUUGAGAGUAUUGACAUCACUUUCCCCAAGAAUGGUAGCUAUGUCAAUGCCAUUGAUCGCAUUUGUCAAGAGGCUUCUGAUGCAGUUGACAAUAACAAGCAAAUCAUUGUUCUUAGCGAUCGUGCUGUUUCCGCCGAGCGUGUUCCCAUUGCUUCCCUGAUGGCUGUUGGUGCCGUUCAUCACCACUUGGUUCAAGCCAAGAAGCGUUCUCGUGUGGCCAUUGUUGUGGAAUCUGGUGAUGCUCGCGAGGUUCACCACAUGUGUAUGCUGCUUUGCUAUGGUGUUGAUGCCAUCUGUCCUUACUUGGCUAUUGAGUCAAUUAUUAAACUUCACCAUCAAAAUGCUCUCAAGCCCGGUGUUCCCGUUGAGAAGGCCGUCGAUAACUUCAAACACUCCAUCAAUGGUGGUAUUAUGAAGGUUAUGUCUAAGAUUGGUAUUUCCACCUUACAGUCGUACAAGGGUGCUCAAAUUUGCGAGAUCCUUGGUUUGGACAAUGAUGUAGUCGACAAGUGCUUCGCCGGCACUGCUUCUCGUAUUCGUGGUGUUUCCUUCGAUUAUAUCUCUCGCGAUGCCCUUGCUCUUCAUGAGCGUGGUUUCCCCACGAAGUACACAAUCUCGUCUAAGGGUCUUCCUGACAUGGGUGACUUCCACUACCGUGACGGUGGUGAGGAGCAUGUUAACCAUCCCAAGGCCAUUGCUCAGCUUCAAUAUGCCGUCCGUAACCGCAAUGAUGCCGCAUACCAAGAGUUUGCUCGCAUUCACCAAGAGCAAAUUCGUAAGUGUACUCUUCGCGGUAUGCUCGAUUUCGAUUACUCUGGAGAGGGCAUCCCCAUUGAGCAAGUUGAGCCCUGGACUGAGAUCGUUCGUCGUUUCUGUACCGGUGCCAUGUCUUACGGUUCCAUUAGCAUGGAAUCCCACUCUGCCAUGGCUAUUGCCAUGAACAGACUCGGUGGUAAGUCUAACACUGGUGAGGGUGGUGAAGAUCCUGCUCGUAGCCAACGUUUGCCUAAUGGCGAUACCAUGCGCUCUGCCAUUAAGCAAAUUGCUUCUGGCCGUUUCGGUGUCACUUCUUAUUAUCUUUCAGAUGCUGAUGAGCUCCAAAUUAAGAUGGCUCAAGGUGCCAAGCCUGGUGAAGGUGGUGAGCUGCCUGGUUACAAGGUCAGUGAGUCCAUUGCUCGCACCCGUCACUCUACACCCGGUGUGGGUCUUAUUUCUCCUCCCCCCCAUCACGACAUUUACUCCAUCGAGGAUCUUAAACAAUUGAUUUAUGAUCUGAAGGCUUCAAACCCCCGUGCUCGCGUUUCCGUGAAACUUGUAUCUGAAGUCGGUGUUGGUAUCGUCGCUUCCGGUGUCGCUAAGGCUAAGGCCGAUCACAUCUUGGUUUCCGGUCACGAUGGUGGUACUGGUGCUUCCCGUUGGACUGGUAUCAAGUACGCCGGUCUUCCUUGGGAGUUGGGUGUUGCUGAGACUCACCAAACUCUUGUUUUGAAUGAUCUCCGUGGUCGAGUUGUUAUUCAAACCGAUGGUCAAUUGCGUACUGGUCGCGAUGUUGCCAUUGCUUGUCUUCUCGGUGCUGAAGAGUGGGGUUUCGCGACCACUCCUUUGAUUGCUCUGGGUUGUGUCAUGAUGCGUAAGUGCCAUCUUAACACUUGUCCUGUUGGUAUUGCUACUCAAGAUCCUGAGCUCCGCAAGAAGUUCACUGGUCUUCCUGACCAUGUCGUAAACUUCUUCUACUAUGUCGCUGAGGAACUCCGUAGCAUCAUGGCCAAGCUUGGUUUCCGAACCAUCAAUGAGAUGGUUGGUCGCUCUGAUAAGCUCAAGGUUGCCGACCAUGUCAUCAAUGAGAAGUCGAAGAAGCUGGACCUUUCUCCUCUUCUCACCCCUGCUUUUACUUUGCGUCCUGGUGCGGCUACUUACAACGUGCGUAAGCAAGACCACCGUCUUUACACUCGUUUGGAUAACAAGUUGAUUGAUGAAGCCGAGCUUACAUUGGAAGACGGCAUUCCUAGUGUUAUUGAUUGUGAGAUUAUCAACACUGAUCGUGCAUUGGGUGCCACUCUCUCCAACCGUAUUAGCAAGCGUUUCGGCGAAGAGGGUCUUCCAACUGACUCUGUACGUGUUAACGUUUUUGGUUCUGCCGGUCAAUCAUUUGGCGCCUUCUUGGCUCCUGGUGUUACCUUACAACUUGAGGGUGAUUGUAAUGACUACGUCGGCAAGGGUCUUUCCGGUGGUCGUUUGAUUGUCUAUCCUCCUAAGGUUUCUUCUUUCAAGUCCGAGGAGAACAUCAUCGUUGGUAACACUUGUUUGUAUGGUGCUACUUCCGGUAUCGCCUUUAUUCGUGGUGUUGCUGCCGAGCGUUUUGGCGUUCGUAACUCUGGUGCUACUGCCGUUGUUGAGGGUUGCGGUGAUCAUGGUUGUGAGUAUAUGACUGGUGGUCGUGUCGUUAUUCUUGGAAGCACUGGUCGUAACUUUGCCGCUGGUAUGUCUGGUGGUAUUGCUUAUGUCUACGAUCUUCAACAAGAUUUUGCUAAGAAGGUCAAUAUGGAGAUGGUUGAGCUUUGCCAGGUUACUGAUCCUGCCGAGAUUGCUUUCCUUCGUGGUUUGAUUCUUGAUCAUCGUCAUUACACUGGUUCUGAGGUUGCUGACCGCAUUCUCAAUGAUUUCCUUCGUAACCUUCCUCGUUUCGUCAAGGUUCUUCCUCGUGACUACAAGGCUGUUCUUGAGCGUGAGGCUGCCAAGAAGGCCGAGGCUAAGCGUCUGCAAUAUCCUAAGGCUUUCAUGCCCGGCAACCCCAUUCGUGAGCAAUUGGAGAAGAAUAGCAAGGACGAGCCUGCCGUCGCUGAUGUUGAAGAUGUUGUUGGUGGUGCUAAGACUGAACAACGUCUUGACAAGCUUCGUGGUUUCAUGAAGUACCAGCGUCGUAGCGAGAAGUACAGAAAUCCUGUUAAGCGUACUAACGACUGGAAGGAGGUAUCUCAACGCCUUCGUGAAGGUGAGCUUCGUCUUCAAACUGCCAGAUGUAUGGACUGUGGUACUCCUUUCUGUCAGUCUGACUAUGGUUGCCCCAUUUCUAACAAGAUUUUCACUUGGAAUGAUCUUGUCUUCAAACAGCAAUGGAAGGAGGCUUGGAACGAGCUUUCAAAGACUAACAACUUCCCCGAUAUUACUGGUCGUGUUUGUCCUGCUCCUUGUGAGGGUGCCUGUACUCUUGGUAUUACUGAUGCUCCUGUCGGUAUUAAGAGUGUUGAGCGUGCCAUUUUCGACAAGGCCUGGGAGGAGGGCUGGGUUGUUCCUAACCCCCCUAAGUACCGCACUGACAAGCACAUUGCCAUUGUGGGUUCUGGUCCAGCUGGUUUGGCCGCUGCCGAUCAGUUGAACAAGGCUGGUCACAAUGUUACUGUCUUGGAACGUGAUAGUGCUCCAGGUGGUUUGUUGCACUAUGGUAUUCCCAACAUGAAGCUUGACAAGCUUAUCCUUAAGGCACGUAUUGAUCUCAUGACCCAAGAGGGCAUUACCUUUGAGACUAAUGCCAAGGUUGGCCCCGAUGGUCUUUACACCAUUGAGGAGUUGUCCGAGAAAUACGACGCUGUUAUCCUGGCAACUGGUUCGACCGUUCCUCGCGAUCUUCAAAUUCCUAACCGUGAUGCCGCUGGUAUUCACUUCGCUAUGGAGUUCUUGCACAAGAACACCGAGAGUCUUGAAAAGAGCAACCUUCUCGAUGGUAACUACAUCAAUGCUAAGGGCAAGGAUGUAAUUGUCAUUGGUGGUGGUGAUACUGGUAAUGAUUGUUUGGGCACUAGUGUCCGUCACGGUGCCAAGAGCAUCAAGAACCUUGAGUUGCUUCCCAUCCCUCCACGUGAGCGUGCAGAUGACAACCCCUGGCCUCAAUAUCCUCGUGUUUUCCGUGUUGAUUACGGUCAUGCUGAAGUCCAAGCUCAUUACGGAAGCGAUCCUCGUGAGUACUCCAUUCUCACUAAGUCCUUCGAGAAGGACGAAGAGGGUAACGUCAAGGGUAUCAACACUGUCCGCAUUGAGUGGGUUAAGAAUAGCAAGGGACGCUGGAUCAUGAAGGAGAUCCGUAACUCUGAGGAGUUCUUCCCCGCCGAUCUUGUUAUUUUGGCACUUGGUUUCUUGGGUCCCGAUGAAGAGGCUACUUCUGGAACCGAUAUCGAAAAGGAUGGUCGCUCUAACAUCAAGACUGUUGAGCGUUCUUACCGCACAAGCCUUCCCAAUGUCUAUGCUGCUGGUGAUUGUCACCGCGGUCAAAGUCUUGUUGUCUGGGCUAUCCAAGAGGGUCGCCAAUGUGCUCGUGAGGUUGAUGGUGCGCUUACCGGUAAGACCUACCUUCCUGGUAACGGCGGUGUUGUUCAGAGCACUGUCCUCCAAAACUAAAUAACUGGUAUGGUUUGAAAGUUAUUUUAUAUCACGAAGAUAUAUGAUUAUGAGAGCGUUAUCAUUACCGUUUUGAUGCCCUGUUUUUUUCUCCUGGUGUCCUUAGUACGAAGAAAGAUUUGAACUGCUUGUCAAAUCUCGUAGCUGGCUGCACGUUUAUAUAAGGCAAGUUCUAUCCUUCUCGUCCUGAAAACAGAUUGAUCGUGUACGCCUCGCAAACUUUGCGUUUCUUGCGGGCGGAUACCACUUGAUUUCGUUUUAAAAAGUUAACUCGAAGCGUUUAUAAAUUUUUGUUCCUUGAACAUUGUUCUCCGGGAACGCAACUCCCUUUCAUCACGACUCCCUUUUGUGGAGUGUAUGGUAUUAACUUUAUUAUUUGUUAUACUAUUUCCUUUUGUUAAUUAAUAUUGAAUUUUGGUCGUUCAUCCCA
This is a messenger RNA of Schizosaccharomyces japonicus yFS275, 7416 nucleotides long. RefSeq names its product glutamate synthase Glt1. NCBI's taxonomy places the organism in Eukaryota, Fungi, Ascomycota, Schizosaccharomycetes, Schizosaccharomycetales, Schizosaccharomycetaceae. Gene Ontology annotation, biological process: L-glutamine metabolic process; L-glutamate biosynthetic process; ammonia assimilation cycle. The coding region runs from base 663 to 6986 and encodes 2107 amino acids. The record is from RefSeq and is a predicted model, not a curated record. The transcript has a single exon. Gene Ontology annotation, molecular function: iron ion binding; iron-sulfur cluster binding; oxidoreductase activity, acting on the CH-NH2 group of donors.